Molecule: messenger RNA, 432 nt
Organism: Penicillium mononematosum
Lineage: Eukaryota; Fungi; Ascomycota; Eurotiomycetes; Eurotiales; Aspergillaceae
Exons: 2
Coding region: 1-432 (143 amino acids)
Source: RefSeq, a predicted model, not a curated record
AUGGCAGAGGACAUUGAGAAGACAUUGCAAAGCAAACAUGGUGACGACGUCCCUCUCUUCACUUCCCAACGAAUAAAUGGCAGAGGACGUUGCAAAGCAGACAUGGUGACGAAGUCCCUCUCUUCACUUCCCAAUCGGCACCAGGUUGCCCCGGGACCGGUGAGCAGAAGGCGGGGGAUAAAUGGUAAACAAACAAAACCCGAAGAAGUGAAUAAAUGGCAGGGCUCGUCUUGGCUUCACCCCGAAGGGCUACUGGACCCCAGCACCACGAUGAGGUGCGAGCCAUCGCUGGGGGAUAAAUGGCCAAACAUAUGGCAAGAUAAAUGGCAGAAGACAUUGCAAAACAAACAUGGUGACGAAGUCCCUCUCUUCACUUCCCAGUCGGCACCAGGUUUCCCCGGGACCGGUGAGCAGAAGGCGGGGGAUAGAUGA